Messenger RNA from Eptesicus fuscus (big brown bat), 1098 nucleotides. RefSeq names its product ligand of ATE1 (gene LIAT1). The coding region runs from base 101 to 1003 and encodes 300 amino acids. The record is from RefSeq and is a predicted model, not a curated record. Gene Ontology annotation, biological process: protein arginylation. The transcript has 3 exons. Lineage: Eukaryota; Metazoa; Chordata; Mammalia; Chiroptera; Vespertilionidae.
CAGGCACUGCGGUCAGCCCGGCCCAGGGGAGGGGGUCGGGGGAGGACCGCCGGGCGUCUGCCCGUCCGGCCGGCCGUUCUCCUCGCUGAGACGGAGAACAAUGAAGUCGCAGGCGGAAACGCGCACGCGCACACCUAGUCCGCGGGCGGCCCCGAGGCUGAAGCUCCCCGACUGCGCACGCGCGCGCGCUGUGUGGCGGUCGCCAUGGAGACGCGUGGCCCUGGUCAAGCACUCGGCGCCCGGAGCCGCGGGCUGGGCUGCAGCGGGUCUUGAGCUGACCCACGCGCUGUUGGCGGCCCCGCCGGGGCGGAUGGACGGCCUCCGUGGGGCCAGGGCGUCGCGGUAUGGCGAGGAGGAUGAGGAUGAGGAAGAGGAGCUAGAGGGCGGCCCUGGGGGCACCAAGGAGUCCAGACUGCCUCCCAUCUCCAGCUACGCCCCAGAGCCCAAACGGAAGGGGAAGAAGAAGAAGAAGAAGAGAAAGACUGAGGGAUCAGGCAAGGGGGACGAUAAACACCAGAGUCGAAGCCUGAGGAAUCAGCAGCUGUCUUCAUCUUUUCACGAGGUCUUGAGUCCCGGCAAAGAUCAUGGCCCGAGACCAGAGCACAGGCAGGACAAGGAGCCCAGCAAGCUCGUCCCUUCUUUCUCCUCCUCUGUCAGUCUCCCCAACUUUGCCAAAUUAGAAGAGAAACUUUCGAACAGUGUCAACGAGAGCCUGCGUUGGGAUGGCAUUCUCGCCGACCCGGAGGCAGAAAAGGAACGGAUUCGCAUCUAUAAACUGAACCGGAGGAAGCGGUACCGGAUUUUGGCCCUCAAGGGCAUCCACGCCGACCCCUGUGCCGAGGAGAAAGCUGAGAACCCCGCCUGUCUCUCCGAUCACCACCGAGAGGACAGCACCCACAGCAGGCAGCUCGCACUGAAAGCCGCCGGCCCCGAUGACUACUUGGAGGGCAGCCUGACUCCAAGGCUCCCACACCGUGACUUAGCCACUGCUCUGCCCGAGUGAAAAUCCACCCGUGACCCUGACACGCUUACCCUGUUUCCUCACCGCAAGUUUAUGUGUUAGAGAAAGGAGAAGAAUAAAAGGAAAUCAGACCUACA